GCCUUGCUUCCAAAGUCAGAGAGAUCACCAUUAACAUAACAACCUCUGCAAUUUUCUUCCAAAUUAAACCUAAACCUUCAAAUCCGAAUACAAAACCCUAAACCGAUCACAUAUGGCUCGAUACGACAGAGCUAUCACAGUUUUCUCGCCGGACGGGCACCUCUUCCAAGUCGAAUACGCAUUGGAAGCCGUACGCAAAGGUAACGCCGCCGUUGGCGUUCGCGGCACCGACGCCGUCGUCCUCGGCGUCGAGAAGAAAUCCACCGUUAAACUUCAGGAUUCCAGAUCAGUUAGGAAAAUUGUGAGCCUGGAUGACCACAUUGCAUUGGCUUGUGCUGGACUCAAGGCAGAUGCGCGUGUUCUUAUCAACCGGGCACGAAUUGAGUGCCAGAGCCAUAGGCUCACUGUUGAGGAUCCGGUAACCGUGGAGUAUAUUACACGUUACAUUGCAGGUCUUCAACAGAAAUACACGCAAAGUGGUGGUGUCAGGCCGUUUGGGCUUUCAACCCUGAUCGUCGGAUUUGAUCCCUAUACUGGUGUUCCGUCAUUAUACCAGACAGAUCCUUCAGGAACGUUUUCUGCGUGGAAAGCUAAUGCCACUGGUAGGAACUCUAAUUCCAUGAGGGAAUUUCUUGAAAAGAAUUACAAAGAGACCUCUGGUCAAGAAACUAUAAAACUUGCCAUCCGCGCUUUGCUUGAAGUUGUUGAGAGUGGAGGGAAGAACAUAGAAGUUGCUGUGAUGACAAAGGAGGGACUCCGGCAACUUGAGGAAGCGGAAAUUGAUGCCGUUGUUGCAGAGAUCGAAGCAGAAAAAGCAGCUGCCGAGGCUGCAAAGAAGGCUCCUGCUAAGGAAACAUAACGUGUCAAAGAUCAACCCCAGGUUUUAUUGUUGUGUUUCUUAGAACUCCUGAAUUUGUGUUCCGUUCACCAAUCUUAUUGUAGUUUUUUAAGGAAUGUUUAUUUAUGCUUUUGGUUCAUACCCGUCACUAGGGUUUGUGUAUUAGAUGAUUCUUUAACAAAACUGUUGGAUUCGGUUAGUUAUA
Molecule: messenger RNA, 1043 nt
Organism: Helianthus annuus (common sunflower)
Lineage: Eukaryota; Viridiplantae; Streptophyta; Magnoliopsida; Asterales; Asteraceae
Product: proteasome subunit alpha type-7
Exons: 3
Coding region: 113-859 (248 amino acids)
Biological process (GO): ubiquitin-dependent protein catabolic process
Cellular component (GO): nucleus; proteasome core complex; proteasome core complex, alpha-subunit complex
Source: RefSeq, a predicted model, not a curated record